UUGUUGGAUGCCAAGUGGGAAUCUCAAGGAUUUUUUAAGCCAAGUUUUGACCGAGGGAGUGAUCCUUUUGUGGUUUCAAUGCCACCUCCAAAUGUUACUGGUUCAUUGCACAUGGGGCAUGCAAUGUCUGUGACUCUUGAGGAUGUCAUGGUUAGAUACAAUCGCAUGAAGGGAAGACCAACUCUGUGGCUUCCUGGUACAGAUCAUGCUGGUAUUGCAACUCAGUUGGUUGUAGAAAAAAUGCUUGCAUCUGAAGGAAUUAAGAGAAAUGAUCUGAGCAGAGAGGAGUUCACAAAACGAGUUUGGGAGUGGAAAGAGAAAUAUGGUGGAACUAUUACAAAUCAGAUUAAGAGACUCGGCGCUUCCUGUGAUUGGACUAGAGAGCAUUUCACCCUUGAUGAACAGCUAAGUCAAGCUGUGAUUGAGGCAUUUAUCAAGCUUCACGAGAAAGGUCUAAUCUAUCAAGGCUCUUACUUGGUUAACUGGUCUCCUAAUCUGCAGACUGCUGUUUCAGACUUGGAAGUAGAAUAUUCUGAAGAACCUGGCGCUUUAUAUCACAUCAAGUAUCGAGUUGCUGGACAGAGUGACUUCUUGACAGUAGCAACAACACGGCCUGAGACUUUAUUUGGUGAUUUAGCUAUUGCUGUGAAUCCCAAGCAUGUUGAUAAAGACUUUGGGACUGCUGACAAGGUCUGUUUUUUUUAUGAGUGUACUCUUGGUUGGCCAGAUGUUUCAGCAGAGGAUUUUAGGAAGUUUUAUCCAACAACAAUGCUUGAAACUGGGCAUGAUAUUUUGUUCUUUUGGGCGGCAAGGAUGAUCAUGAUGGGAAUUGAGUUUACCGGGACUGUUCCAUUUUCAUAUGUUUAUCUUCACGGGCUUAUCCGGGACUCACAAGGACGGAAAAUGUCUAAAACACUUGGUAAUGUAAUAGAUCCCCUUGAUACAAUCAAAGAGUUUGGCACUGAUGCUCUACGAUUCACUAUUUCUCUAGGAACUGCUGGCCAGGACCUUAAUUUGUCUACUGAGAGGUUGACUGCCAACAAGGCUUUCACCAACAAAUUAUGGAAUGCAUGCAAGUUUGUGCUGCAGAAUUUGCCCAGUCAAACUGAUGUAUCUGCUUGGGACACUAUAAUGGAUUAUAAGUUUGACAAAGAGGAGUCUGCUUCCAGGCUACCUUUACCAGAAUGUUGGGUGGUGUCAAAACUUCAUGUGCUUAUUGACAUGGUCACAACUAGCUAUGACAAGUUUUUCUUUGGAGAUGUUGGGAGAGAAACUUAUGAUUUCUUUUGGAGUGAUUUUGCUGAUUGGUAUAUUGAAGCCAGUAAAGCUCGCCUUUACCAGUCCGGGGCUGAUUCAACUUCGUCAAUGGCACAGGCUGUUCUAUUGUAUGUUUUUGAAAAUGUUUUGAAAUUGCUACAUCCGUUCAUGCCAUUUGUCACUGAAGAACUGUGGCAGGCACUCCCUGAACGGAAAGAAGCACUUAUAGUAUCUCCUUGGCCCCAGACUUCACUUCUACAGCUUCCAAACUCCAUAAAAAAAUUUGAAAAUUUCCAAGAUCUGACUAGAGCAAUUCGCAAUGCUCGAGCAGAAUACUCAGUUGAGCCAGCCAAGCGUAUAUCUGCAUCUAUAGUUGCAAGUGAAGAGGUCAUCCAAUAUAUAUCUAACGAGAAGGAAGUCUUAGCUCUUCUUUCCAGGCUAGAUCUACAAAAUGUCCAUUUCACAGAUUCUCCUCCAGGGGAUGCAAACCAAUCAGUACAUCUGGUUGCCAGUGAGGGACUAGAAGCUUAUCUUCCUCUUGCAGAUAUGGUUGAUAUAUCUGCUGAGGUAGAACGCCUUUCAAAGCGCCUCUCCAAGAUGCAAGUAGAGUAUGAUGGACUUGUUGCUUAUCUCAGUUCUCAAAAAUUUGUAGAGAAAACUCCCGAGGAUGUUGUCCAUGGGGUUCGAGAAAAGGCAGCGGAGGCAGAGGAGAAGAUAAACCUCACCAAGAAUCGGUUGGCUUUCCUGAAAUCCUCUGUUCUGGUGUCGCAAUAGGCAGUCUGGGUAGACUUCAUUUCUUCUCAUUGUCCAGAUUAAAUCCACAAAAUUGGAUUCAUCUCAUUGCUAGACCCAGUGAUCCAUACAACAAUCUGACAUCCACAUCAUCUACUUUCUGGUGGGACAAGGACGAUUAUGGAUGGCCAUUUAGGACAGGAUAGUGGAACAGUUGGAUGUACGGAAGUUUUGCAUAAAUUGAGUCUUGCUUUGCCUUGUUUAAUGGAAGAGAUAAAAGUACUUGACAAAUUGCUUAUAAGAUUGUGCUCCUAUCCAUGAUAAUUUUUGUGCCACGGGUCACUGAUAGAAUUCUUGGCCGUCUAAAUGUACAGUUAUUCAUUUACCGCCAGAAUUUCUACUUAUAUUGUCCUGCAUUUAUCUUUAUACAUUUUUCAAUAACUUCAAUUCUAUCGUAUAUUUUACCUUUA
Messenger RNA from Populus nigra (black poplar), 2459 nucleotides. RefSeq names its product valine--tRNA ligase, chloroplastic/mitochondrial 2-like. Gene Ontology annotation, biological process: valyl-tRNA aminoacylation. Gene Ontology annotation, molecular function: aminoacyl-tRNA deacylase activity; ATP binding; valine-tRNA ligase activity. The record is from RefSeq and is a predicted model, not a curated record. NCBI's taxonomy places the organism in Eukaryota, Viridiplantae, Streptophyta, Magnoliopsida, Malpighiales, Salicaceae. The annotation marks the transcript as partial. The transcript has 21 exons. Gene Ontology annotation, cellular component: cytoplasm; cytosol.